Heteronotia binoei (common prickly gecko) is the source of this 3093-nucleotide messenger RNA. RefSeq names its product zinc finger protein 135-like. The record is from RefSeq and is a predicted model, not a curated record. The transcript is spliced from 9 exons. Lineage: Eukaryota; Metazoa; Chordata; Lepidosauria; Squamata; Gekkonidae. Bases 199 to 3006 code for a protein of 935 amino acids. Gene Ontology annotation, biological process: regulation of DNA-templated transcription.
GGAGGAGGUUUUGCAUCUGAAUUGGGGAAGAGAACAGGAAAGAUUUCGGGGGUGCAACACUAGAGAAAAGCCUCGCAGCGGCUGCAGCCGGAUCCCGAAAAGCUUCACUCUCGAGAUCCUUCCAUCUCCCUCUUCAUUGGCAAGUGAAUAAGAGCAUCUUAACACAGUCAGAGGCGAUCCAAGAGAAGGGGGAAGAAGAUGGAAGAGGAAAACCCAGAAGGCCCUGGAACUGGGAAGAGAUUGAGGAAAGGUGCCCAUCCCAUCCAAGCAGGGAGUCGUGUUGAAUUUUGGGAAAGAUCUAUGCCAAAGAUCUUGGCUCAGGACACUAUGACUGCAGAGGAACACAGCCGAUGCUUCCGGCAGUUCUGUUACCAUGAGGCUGAUGGGCCCCGAGAGGUUUGCAGCCAUCUCCAUGGAUUUUGCAACCACUGGCUGAAGCCGGAGAGACACACUAAGAAGCAGAUCCUGGACCUGGUGAUCCUGGAGCAGUUCCUCACUGUCCUUCCUCAGGAAAUGCAGAGCUGGGUCAGAGGAUGCGGGCCGGAGACCAGUUCCCAGGCGGUGGCCCUGGCUGAAGGUUUCCUCCUGAGUCAGGCAGUAGAGAAGAGGCAGGCACAACAGAUGUGGGGACAGCCCAUGAAGAUGGAAGCCGAGUUCUCUAAGGAAGAAGGAGGUCCUCCAUCAGAGAAAGGAAGUGAAGAGACGUUGAGCCAUCAUAAUUGCAGAGGAGUGGAAACGGCUGCUCCAUCUCUGGUCCAGUGUCCCUUUUCCUUUGAGGAGGUGACCGUGUAUUUCACCCCGGCCGAGUGGGCCCUGCUGGAUCCAGGCCAAAGAGCUCUUUACAGGGAAAUCAUACUGGAGAACUAUGGGAACAUGGCUUUUCUGGGCAAAGAAGCUGGGGAUAUCAGAAAGAGUAUAGCGGAGACAGACAAAGGCCUCACGUCUGAAGAAUGGCUGCAGAAUUCCUCCAGAAGGUCUCAAGAGACUGUCUCCUUCCCAAAUGAACUGGCUGCAGCAGGUGUAGAGGAGACAGCUGAGGAAUUCCAGGAGUUCUCUUUGGGAAAAGCCAAGAAUGAAGAUGCUGAAGGACACUUCAGAGAUGGAGAUGAACCACAGAGGCAGGAAGGAAGCCAUGCUGAAGCAGAUAUCAAGGGGAUAGCUGGGGAAUUCCAGGGGUUCUCUUGGGGAAAAAUCAAGAAUGAAGUUGCUGAUGGAAACUUGGGAGGCGGAGAUGGACCACAGCAGCAUGAAGGAAACCACACAGAGAAAAGGAGGGUAGGGGACGAUCAAAGGAACAAGGAGGAUGGGAAACUGUGUCCUCUGUCACCUGGAGAAGUUGAGAAUGAAGACUUGAGAGGCAAUUUAAAAAAACAAGGUGGACCGAAGAAGCACAAAAUAAGCCACAUAGUCAUGAAGAGGAGUCAACCCAUUCCUUCCCAAGGGGGGGAUUUCCAAGAAGCAAUUAAUGUGGUGAAGGAAAUAUACAAGUGCUUGGGUUGUGGAAUGCACUUUUCAGAUCAAUCCCAGUUUAAUGCCCACUUACGGGUGCAUAGUAGAGAGGAGACCCAUCAAGGCCUGGAGCGUGGAAAGACCAUGAUUCACGGAGGAGAGCUCCUUAGACUUCUAAGAACACAAACAGGAGAGAAAAUGUAUAGCUGCUCAGACUGUGGGAAGAGCUACUCAGAGAAACCAGACCUUGUCCAACACCAAAGGUUUCACUCAGGAGAGAAACUCUUUAUUUCCUCAGAGACCGGAAUGGCAUUUUCUGAAGGAGGAAAAAGUAAUAUACAUUUUCCAAAGCGCAGUAUAAUGAAGGCAUGUAAAUGCAUCCAAUGCAAAAAGUACUUUAGAUACAGAUCACAGCUCCAUUUGCACCAAAAAAUCCACACAGAGGAGAAGCCAUUUGAACGCUUUGACUGUGGGAAGACGUUCAGUCAGAGUGGCAUUCUUCACAAUCACCAAAGAACCCACAAAGGGGAGAAGCCAUUUGAAUGCUCAGAGUGUGGGAAGAGAUUCAGUCAGAGUGGCACUCUUCAAACUCAUAUGAGAAUCCACACAGGGGAGAAGCCAUUUGAGUGCUCACAGUGUGGGAAGAGAUUCAAUCAGAGCGGUACUCUUCAAAACCAUCUAAGAACCCACACAGGUGAGAAGCCGUUUGAAUGCUCAGAGUGUGGGAAGAGAUUCAGUUGCAGUAGCUAUCUUAAGGAACAUCUAAGAAUCCACUCAGGGGAGAAACGUUUUCAGUGUUCAGAGUGUGGGAAGACAUUCAGUCGUAGUUGCACUCUUCAAGAUCAUUUAAGAACCCACACAGGGGAGAAGAAUUUUGAAUGCUCAGAGUGUGGGAAGAGAUUCAGUCAUAGUAACACUCUUCAAAGACAUCUAAGAACCCACACAGGGGAGAAGCCUUUUGAAUGUUCAGAGUGUGGAAAUAGAUUCAGUUGCAGUAGCCAUCUUCAAGGACAUCUCAGAACUCACACAGGGGAGAAGCCUUUUGAAUGCUAUGACUGUGGGAAGAGAUUCAGGCAGAUUGGUCAUCUUCAACUGCAUCGAAGAACCCACACAGGGGAGAGACCUUUUGAAUGCUCCGACUGUGGGAAGAGAUUCAGUCACAGUAGCCAUCUUCAAGGACAUCUCAGAACCCACACAGGGGAGAAGCCUUUUGAAUGCUACGACUGUGGGAAGAGAUUCAGUCAGAUUGGCCAUCUUCAUGUCCAUCAAAGAAUCCACACAGGGGAGAAGCCAUUUGAAUGCUCAGAGUGUGGGAAGAGAUUCAGUCGUAGUUGCACUCUUCAAGAUCAUCUAAGAAUCCACACAGGGGAGAAGAAUUUUGAAUGCUUAGAGUGUGGGAAGAGAUUCAUUCGUAGUUGCACUCUUCAAGAUCAUCUAAGAACCCACACAGGGGAGAAGCCAUUUGGAUGCUUAGAGUGCAGGAAGAGAUUCAGUCACAAUAGGACUCUUCAGAACCAUUUAAGAACGCACACAGGAGUGCUGCCUCCUCAGACAUGAUUGUGAAAGAAAUGGUUUUAUUACAGCUCCAUCAAAACAAACGUUACAUCAGCCUGAGGUGCUAGUGAAAUAAAAUCCGGAAAAGAA